Pseudophryne corroboree (corroboree frog) is the source of this 6280-nucleotide messenger RNA. It is a transcript of the gene CDH22, whose product is annotated as cadherin 22. Gene Ontology annotation, cellular component: adherens junction; catenin complex; plasma membrane. Lineage: Eukaryota; Metazoa; Chordata; Amphibia; Anura; Myobatrachidae. Gene Ontology annotation, biological process: homophilic cell-cell adhesion; cell-cell adhesion mediated by cadherin; multicellular organism development. The record is from RefSeq and is a predicted model, not a curated record. Gene Ontology annotation, molecular function: calcium ion binding; cadherin binding. The transcript has 12 exons. The coding region runs from base 1603 to 4080 and encodes 825 amino acids.
CAAGUCUCACAUCUUGCUCCUUUCCUUGUGCAUUCCCCGAGUCUCCAGCAGGGGAGAGCAGGAGAGAGGGGACUGAAGCCCGGCUCCUUCUGUCUCACGCACAUUCCCAGUCCCCCUGCCCAGACAGAGCUGGAUGCUCAUUCUGACAUUCUGCAACACAGCAUGGGAUGGGGAUUGGAGCAUGCCAGCUGAGUGUGAGACAUCCUGUCUGCUAGCCCCCAACUGUAGGACCCCAAGACAGGAGAUAAGAGGCUGAGAAGGUCUUUAAACUCUACUCUGCUUCAAGAAGGUUUCAAUAUACUUUCAGUACCAAGGACAGGGCCUACAUAUGGACCAAGAUGAAAGAGACGUUGCUGCAACAUCUUGGACAAUGAGAUCAACCUAACCUAUCAUCUAUGUGUCAUGGUAGCACAACAAACUACAGAGCAGGAGCCUGAUUGCGUUAUAAUACCCCAAAAAAGACGGAGCAGGAUACAAUUUACUACAACAUCAUACUGACAGCUUAGAAAGUGAUUGGAACUUUUCUUCAUUCAUGUAUUUCCUUAACUUGCAGUUAGUACCAAACCCAAGAUCCCUUGGCUUAGUAAUAUGCCUUUCAUUUACUUAUGCUACGAGGCAGAUACAGUUGCUCUAUUAAUACUAGUAAAUGUUAGUGGCACAAGCUAGGAUUUUAGUGUUUAGAACACUAAUUUUAUCAUCUCGGUGCACUAAUAUAAUACAUUAACUAGCAACUACUGUAAACGAACCUGAGUUUAAUAAACCUUAGGCAACCCAGCAUAAUACAGUCAGUUAAUACUCCUGGGUUUUAAACACUUCUCCUGACAUUUUCCUGCACAACAAAUAUACGCAUCCAUAUAUUCCAACACAUCCAAUUAAACAAACUAAAUAGACUUACUGUAGGUGGAUACAGCACAGCUUAGAACAUUGUUCCGGAACAGAUUGUGCAUUGUAUCAAUACUUCUUUGCAUAAAGCAGCACAUCUCACUGUCAUCCCAAUAUAAUGUGCUGCAAGCUCAUUGCAUUAACCCUAAAUGCUUCACAGUAAAUGCUGAUAUAAUUCAGUGUUUAUUUUAUAUCCUAGUAUAUUCAGAGACAGCUGUGGCUGACAUUGUACCGCUUCCAUGUCUUCUAAGAUAUCUUAAUCCCUUAAAGUGUUGUAUAUACCAGCUGAUCCCAUUUAAUACCGCACAGCAUAUUCCAGCACUGCAGUGUAUAUAAGUCCAUUACAUUGCAGUACAGCACAGCUUGGAGUUCUAGUUCAUUACAGGACCUGCAUUAGUUCAUUACCACUAGUGCAUACCGGCAAAUGGGCAACAUCCCCACUGUGUACAAAAGUGUUACUUCAGGAAUCACAGGAGCAUCCCAGGACAGGACAUUUAUGUGUAUGUACAAUGUAUAUCCUUCAUUUACAGAAACAUACUUCCUGACGUGUAUCUGUAAAUCUUAUUAACUCCAGUAUACCUUUUCCAGCACUUGGUUUAGCACAGAUUACACUGCAUUGAUAAUGAGCUACACAUCCCAGCCCUUCAUAUAACAUUGCACAUAGGUGCAUUCUAUUACAGCCAGGGAUAUCCCUAACUUAUAACUGCAGCCAGACGUUUCAUGCACAUAGGCAAUGUCCUGACAAAACAGCUAGAAAUUAAAAAUGAUGUUCCCUUAUGCCACUAUGACACCUGGUGUACCUAUCCCCUCCUGCGUGAUGUGAGGCCUCAAGGAUCCUGUGGACUUGGAAUGGCUGCACAAGGCUUUGCCUGGACUGUGGUGCUGAUUUUAUGCAGCCUGAAGCUCUUGGGAAUAGUUUCCAUGGAGACGGGAUUGUCGUUGGAGGUGUCUGGCCGGGUGAAGCGUGGCUGGGUGUGGAAUCAGUUCUUUGUGGUGGAGGAAUAUACAGGGACAGAACCACUUUAUGUGGGGAAGAUUCAUUCAGACUCAGAUGAGGGGGAUGGCUCCAUUAAAUACACUAUUUCAGGAGAGGGUGCUGGUUCCAUCUUUAUCAUUGAUGAACUGACAGGAGACAUCCAUGCAACUGAGCGUUUGGAUCGGGAGCACAAAACGUUCUACACACUACGAGCCCAGGCCAGAGACCGGAACACUGACAGACUGCUUGAGCCAGAGUCUGAAUUCAUCAUUAAGGUGCAGGAUAUUAAUGACAGUGAACCACGAUUUCUGCAGGCACCAUAUAUUGGAAGCGUCCCAGAGCUAUCUCCUGUGGGUACAUCUGUUAUGGCAGUGUCAGCAUGGGAUGCAGAUGACCCAGCCUACGGAAGCAGUGCAAGAGUGGUAUACAGUGUCCUAGAAGGAGAGAAGCACUUCACUGUGGAUAGCAAGACAGGUGUUAUCCGCACAGCAGUAUCAGACCUUGACCGGGAGUCCCAGGACCGCUAUGAUCUUGUCAUUCAGGCUACAGAUAUGGCUGGACAACUGGGCGGGCUCUCCGGUUCAACAACAGUCACCAUUGUCAUCACUGACGUCAAUGACAACCCACCAAGAUUCCCACAGAAGCUGUACCGGUUUAAUGUAAUGGAGACAGCUCCCCCAGGCUCAGUGAUUGGUCGGGUGAGAGCGGAAGAUGCUGACGUUGGAGAGAACACAGAUAUGUUCUAUCAGAUUCAACAGCAAGAGACAGCAACAUUUUUUAGUGUUACAACGGAUGCAGUCACUCAAGAGGCUGUGCUCAGCGUCCUGCAGCCUCUGGAUUUUGAGUCUCAGACAGAACACUCACUGGUUCUAGAAGCUCAAAACCGCUUUUUAGAUCCUCGCUUCUCUGAUCUGGGCAUGUUUCGGGACCAGGCAAUUGUGAAAGUGUCAGUGCUGGAUGUGGAUGAACCUCCCAAAUUUCACCCCCUCAGUGGGGUAAUAGAAGUGUCAGAGGAUGCACACAUUGGUUCUGUGAUCGGGGUAAUAACAGCCACUGACCCAGAUAAAGCCAACAAUUCAGUCAGAUACACAUUGGACAAAACAUCUGAUGAUGGCAUUUUUGAAAUUGAUGAAGAGUCUGGCGAACUCAGGCUAACCAAAUCCCUAGACCGUGAGACGUCUGGGUGGCACAGUUUGAUUGUACAGGCAAAGGAAGCAGAUGAUCCUCAAAAGAUUUCUGUCCUCUCACUGCGGAUACGAAUCCUGGAUGUAAAUGAUAAUCCCCCUGAGCUUGCUACACCCCAUGAAUCUUCAGUAUGUGAGGAUGCUCUGCCUGGACAGCUGAUUCAGACUAUCAGUGUGGUGGAUCGAGAUGAGCCAAUGGGGGGUCAUCGAUUCUACUUCAGACUUGCACCUGAUCCCAGCGCGGAGCAUCACUUUACUCUGCUCAAUGUGAAGGAUAAUACUGCUUCUGUACAUACACAUCGGAUGCCAUUUGAUAGAAGGGAGCAAGAUAUGUUUAUCUUACCAAUUCUGGUUGUUGAUGGAGGAACACCAGCUUUGAGUAGCACUGGAACACUAACCAUUCGAGUGUGUGGUUGUGAUAGUGCUGGGACUGUACAGUCGUGUAACACCACUGCCUAUGUGAUGGCUGGAAGUCUGAGCCCUGGCGCCCUUAUUGCCUUGUUGGUGUGUGUUCUGAUCCUUGUGGUAUUGAUUCUCCUUAUUCUGGCUCUGAAACGACAUCACCAGGGUCAUCUGACAUCAGAUGAAGAUGAAGACAUGAGGGAUAAUGUCAUCAAGUACAAUGAUGAGGGAGGUGGAGAGCAGGACACAGAGGCAUACGAUAUGUCAGCCUUACGCAGCUUGUACAAUUUCAGUGAGGGGAGUGAGGUUGGAGGGGACAGUACACUUGCUUCUCAACGUCACCCCUUGCCUCAGUGGUUCCCAGGAGCUGAACUGGACUUCUCACUCUUCAAAGACUACAUCAGUAGGAAAGUGAGGCUGGCAGAUCAGGACUCAUCAGUACCUCCUUACGACUCUUUCCAGACUUAUGCCUUUGAGGGCUCAGGCUCCAGUGCUGCCUCUCUAAGUUCCAUUAGCAGCUGGUCUACGAGUUCAGAGCAAGACUUUUCACAGUUGGGCUCAUGGGGUCCAAGAUUUCGCCAACUGGCUGCUCUAUACGCUGGACACAGGGGGCAGGAAGAAAGCCAGGGGUCCUAGCCCCAAUCAUUCCCUCGAUUUUCAGGGUACCAAAACCUUAUGCUCUAAUUACAGGGGCAGAACUGCUCCAUAUUUAUUACAUAUCAAUACGUUAACACCAUAUCUACUAUCACAAGUAACCUUGUCGCUCAUUUACAUUUCCUUCUCUGUGAAGUCCUUCAACAAUAGUCACCCCACAAAGUAAAUGACCACAUAACAUUACACAAGAUGUCAGUCAUUGUUUACAAAAUAUGUACGAUCUACUACACUCCACCCUAGUUAUCAUUUUUUUUCACCAUUAUACAUAUACUUUUCUAAACAUCAGUGACGUGUGGUCAGGGGAGCCAGAGCUUCACCUGUCAUACUCCAGAUAAUUUUUGACUAUAAACAUUAUUGGAAUAAUACAAAGAUUAUAUUUAUUGGCUCAUUUACCAAUGAGUGAUAAAUUUCACUGUGAGUGAUAAAUUGCACAAGCCAAUCAGCUCCUUAUUUCCAUGUAACGGGCUGUGUUUGAAAAAUAACAGGAGGUGAUUGGCUGGUGCAAUUUAUCAUUCACAGUGAAAUGUAUCACUUAUUGAUAAAAAAGGGCAUUCGAACUUAGAAAUAUCAUCUUUGUACUAUGCUAAUCAUUUUUAUAGUCUAAAUUCACAAGCAAAUCAAAUGUGUGUGUGAAUCUGGCUCUGAUACUAGACAAUGCCUCCCCAGCCAUUCAUCUCACCGCACCUCACUGCUAAACAUAUGUAUAAAGGUGAUAAAUUGCUUAGCAUUAUUUGUAUUCUUCCAUUAUUUUGGCCUAAAUUCUAAAAGUAAAUUACAGCAUAACACUCAUUUUGUUAUUUUUCAUGUCUUCAUUGAACAUGUUGAUCCAGUAUUCAGUGACUUUAAUGGAAAAGUAUGUGAACCUCUGCUGUAUUAAAGUGGCCAUUGGAGUCAUAAAUUCCAAUCAAGAUUAUUUUUCUUUUAUUACUAUAUUAUUGACUUGUAACGUGCCACAAAGCUCUGCAGCACCAUACAGCAAAUACACAUACAGUAUCAUAAGGGAAACAGGGACAUGACAAAAUAAAUGCAGAUAUAAAAACAAAGGAAUGAUACCGCUCUUAAGACAAUGAGAUGGCAAUCAGGUGUGAGCCUGGGUGUGUGUUCUCAGAAUACACAAGAAUAUUGUCACGUGUACCAUUCCUGACAUGGAUUGAAUUGUUGUUAUAUGUAAGCAUUAUUUAAUGCAUUAAUCAUGGCUGUAGGAUGUCUGGAAUAAACCAGAACAUUAUGUAGGAGAAGGUCAGGCUGAUGAAGGUUUCCCAGCAUAGCAGUACUGAUGGCGUGUAAACAUUCUAGUACGUAGACAAGACUAUAGUAAGUGCAGAAUAAAUAUUGCCCUUUGGAAUAGUCUUGACCUUUACUCCAUAGAAAUGUUGCUAUUACACAAAUGAAAUGAUUUGAAUUGAGCGGCUAAAAAGCAAAACAGCUGGAAAAUACCAAUCAGGUCAAGCAAUUUUUUUUUAACAAGGAAGCUCAAUACAGCACUGUACAUCCAAACCGAUGUGUGAUCUUGAUGAAAUGGUACAGGAAACAUUUAGUGGAAUACUUGUACUAAGGAACGUGCCACUUGUUACUCAAUCUAAAGGUGCACAUACGUUUUUCUUCAGACAACAAUGUUGGUUCAUGUUUAAUAAUGACAUGAAAAUAUGCUUAGAUCCCUGUCAUUUGUUUAAUCAGAUUCUGUUCUUGUGCUUUAUGGAAAUAUUAUAUUUUAGGCCAAAUUAUGGAAGCAACACAUAACAUUCUAAAGGGUUUGUUAACUUACUCUCAUCAUUGUGUCUCUUCCCUCCACCAUCACCAACCUAAAUCCAGCAUUUCCCAGAUGUUGUCUUACAUCUAUCUGUUCAUCAGCCCACUUCCAUUAAUGUCAGCUGGGAUUUAGCCCUCUAAACAAGGCAAUUUCUUCAGAUUCCCAAAACAGCUGAAUCUAACAGGGUAACCUCGAAGGAUUGACACCUUAUUUUUACGAGGACAGAUCUGCAGUAUUAGUUGUCAUUGACUUUGUAAAUGCUAUCACUAUUCAUGGUAUCAACUCUUGGACCUGUGAUCUUCCAUCCACAUUGUCUACACAGUGCUGUUAUAAUGGCUCGGUCCCCCACAAUGCACUACCACAGGUCCUAGAGGAACUGACAUUCAUUUAUCAUUGUUCCUCAGAGGACAAAAUAAAAGAUUCUUGUACUAA